UCACGUGACACAGCCAACAUCUCCGCCCGGCACAUCUGCAAAAUGGAGGACUGUGAAUCUAAAGAACCAGAGCAGCUCCGAAAGCUGUUUAUCGGAGGUCUCAGUUUUGAAACCACAGAGGAGAGUUUGCGGGCUCAUUUUGAGCAAUGGGGAUCUCUCACAGACUGCGUGGUGAUGAGGGAUCCUAACAGUAAGCGAUCCAGAGGUUUUGGUUUUGUAACAUAUUCCUCUGUAACUGAAGUUGAUGAGGCCAUGAAAGCAAGGCCUCAUAAAGUCGACGGGCGAGUCGUUGAACCCAAGAGGGCCGUGUCCAGAGAGGAUUCAAACAAACCGGGAGCACAUCUGACGGUGAAGAAGAUCUUUGUUGGUGGUAUCAAAGAGGACACAGAGGAGCACCACAUUCGGGAAUAUUUUGAGAAAUAUGGAAAGAUCGACUGUAUCGACAUAAUGGAGGAACGCUCCACAGGAAAGAAGAGAGGAUUCUGCUUUGUCUCUUUUGACGACCAUGACACUGUGGACAAAAUAGUCGCCCAGAAAUACCACACAAUUAACUAUCACAACUGUGAAGUCAGGAAAGCUCUGUCAAAACAGGAAAUGAAUGCGAUAUCCAGUAACCGAGGAAGGAGCGGAGGAUCAGGAAAUUUCAUGGGCAGAGGUGGAAAUUUCGGAGGUGGUGGCAACUUUGGUCGAGGGGGCUAUGGAGGACGUGGUGGAUAUAAUGAUGAUUUUGACAGUGGUCCAGGAGGAAACUAUGGCGGAGGACCUGGUUAUGGAGGUGGCCGAGGGGGUUACGGAGGUGGUGGUCCAGGCUACGGAAACCAGGGGGGAGGCUACGGUGGCAGUGGUGACGGAGGUUAUGGAGGUAGUCGAGGAGGAUAUGGCGGAGGAGGAAACUAUAACGACUUUGGAGAUUAUGGUGGACAGCAGUCAAACUAUGGGCCAAUGAAGGGAAAUAACUUUGGUGGCAGGAACUCUGGUGGACCCUAUGGUGGCGGCUACAACUCCGGAGGCAGUGGUGGAGGCUACGGCUCCCGGCGGUAUUGAACACAGCAUGUUUUUGAUGUGGAAAUGGGCAUUCUCUUCUUGCUGAAAAGCUGUAAAGACCUGAUAACAUGGAAGGUUCUGGAUGGGUAAGACAUUUUCUUUGACAUUAUCCAAGGUUUUAUUAUGUUGAGGAUUUGUGUCCUAAAGAUGACAGAAUGAUGCAGUUGGUUCCCUCUCAUUGUCAGCCAGAACUUUGUAGUAACAUAGCACAUCUUACAUGGGGAGAUAAAUCUUUAUUGAAAGCGAUCUAAAUUCUGUCACAUCCCUGUGCAGAGAACGGGUUUUGAGGGGAUUGGCUUCUGUUUGAAUUAUGUCCACUGUAUUGCUGCUCAGUCUUUAUCUGUUUGGCCUAAUUAAAAAAGAAUAAUUAAAAUGGAAGCCACAAAAGCAUCCAGGUAAAGUAACAUUUUAGGUAAUCGACAAAAUUUGAUUUUAUUAUAUUAACCAACCCGCCUAAGGCUUAAUUACAUUUUCUGUUAUAUAGAUAUGCAGCAUUUUCAUUGAGGUGCUGUCUGACGCCUAAUGUUUAAUAUUGUAACACGUUAGAAAACCAGAAAAAUUACAUGUUUAAAGCUUCUUAAUCAAAUUAACACAAUUAUUUAUUUAGUUUAAUUUAUCUGGCCCCUAAAAAAUGCAGUUUGUAACUUCUUUAAAUUUGCAAUAACCCCUAAUUUAGGCCAAAAACGGCAGUAUGCCAAACAGGUUGAGACUGAUCUGUUUUGACAAACGGCGUCCCCCCACGUGCGGCUGCCAGACAGUUUUAUAGUGGCAUGUGGAACAGUCUGUUCUCAACAACGUUCCUCAGCUCAACACCAGCAUGUCAGUGUAGAUGAACUGCUCUG
This is a messenger RNA of Cyprinodon variegatus (sheepshead minnow), 1886 nucleotides long. It is a transcript of the gene hnrnpa3, whose product is annotated as heterogeneous nuclear ribonucleoprotein A3. The transcript is spliced from 11 exons. The record is from RefSeq and is a predicted model, not a curated record. Gene Ontology annotation, molecular function: RNA binding. Lineage: Eukaryota; Metazoa; Chordata; Actinopteri; Cyprinodontiformes; Cyprinodontidae. The coding region runs from base 43 to 1044 and encodes 333 amino acids.